Messenger RNA from Sus scrofa (pig), 12595 nucleotides. It is a transcript of the gene SLITRK3, whose product is annotated as SLIT and NTRK like family member 3. Gene Ontology annotation, molecular function: protein binding. Gene Ontology annotation, cellular component: postsynaptic density membrane; GABA-ergic synapse. The record is from RefSeq and is a predicted model, not a curated record. Lineage: Eukaryota; Metazoa; Chordata; Mammalia; Artiodactyla; Suidae. Gene Ontology annotation, biological process: positive regulation of synapse assembly; axonogenesis.
GUAAAAGAUACAGAGAUGAUUCCCAGACUACCUCCUAUUCAGUUUGGAAGCUAGUGGAAGAAAGCCCUCUCUCCAGCACAAGUCUCUGAUGAACAAGAUCUAUUAAAAAGAACUGCGUUGGUUUACACUGCAGAUUGAAUGGAGCAUUAAAUGACUGCGUUAGCAUGACUGCAGUGGGGGUAAUGGUCACUUCCAGUGGGUAUAUAAUGUUGUAAUAAUACUUUUACAUAGGUGCAAUAAUUGUUCAAGUGUUCCUUGAACAAUUUGUCUUGAAAUGCUAUCCUGCAUCUCUGCAUCAAAUGCCCCCCCACACCUCCUUCCACCCAAAAUGUUUUUUUCCUUCCUUUCAGCAGGUGUAAACAGAUGAGGAAAUAUGUAUACUUUCAAUUUAUCACCUAUGGAUCAUAACGGUGGGGGUACUACUACGAAUAACUUGCCACCAGCUUUAGGAGGCUUUUAGCGAUGCCGCCCACCAAUACAGGUCAAAUGGUCUUAAUUUGAUCACCCCCACUCUCUCUGGCCUGGGCUGUAAUUUUCCAAACAGCCAUCUCUCACUUACAAAUAAAAGUUAAAAUCAAUUUACAGAUGCAGAAUGCUAGUUUCCUGUCACUCAGUUCGAUAGGGUUUUUAUUUGUAGAGGUGCCAGAUUGUGACCAAUAAAGGGGGGGGGGAAGAGGGAGAGAGAGAGAGAGAGAGAAUGAGAAUGAAUAUCAUUUGCUUCCUUGCUUCCUAAGCAGGGAUUUGCCUGAGAUGCGCGGCUAGAGGACUGCGGCGGCUGAUUUACACAGUUGGCGCGGAGGAGGGGCCGGGGGUGUUGGGGGGACAAGCUGGCGGAGGCUCUGGAGAUGGGCUGAUCUGGGGGCUCCCGAGCGCCGCUCCCUCUGUGCGCGAUUUGGGGGCGGCUGAUGGAUUUGCAUUCGGGUUCCAGCCCGGCGUUUCGUAUACUGCGUCCUAACGCCCGACCUGCCGCUCCCAGUUUGGGUGCAGACGUUGUUUUGUAAUCAACCACGAACGAUGAAACCUUCUAUAGCUGAAAUGCUUCACAGAGGGAGGAUGUUGUGGAUAAUUCUUCUAAGCACAAUUGCUCUAGGAUGGACUACCCCGAUUCCCCUGAUAGAGGACUCAGAGGAAAUAGAUGAGCCCUGUUUUGAUCCAUGCUACUGUGAAGUUAAAGAAAGCCUCUUUCAUAUACAUUGUGACAGCAAAGGAUUUACAAAUAUUAGUCAGAUUACUGAGUUCUGGUCAAGACCUUUUAAACUGUAUCUACAGAGGAAUUCAAUGAGGAAAUUGUACACCAACAGUUUUCUUCAUUUGAAUAAUGCUGUGUCCAUUAACCUUGGGAACAAUGCAUUGCAGGAUAUUCAAACAGGAGCUUUCAACGGUCUUAAGAUUUUAAAGAGGCUCUAUCUACACGAGAACAAACUAGAUGUCUUCAGAAAUGAAACCUUCCUUGGCUUGGAAAGUCUGGAAUAUCUGCAGGCAGAUUACAAUGUCAUUAAACGUAUUGAGAGUGGGGCAUUUCGAAACCUAAGUAAAUUGAGAGUUCUGAUUUUAAAUGAUAAUCUCAUCCCCAUGCUUCCAACCAAUUUAUUUAAGGCUGUCUCCUUAACCCACUUGGACCUACGUGGAAACAGAUUAAAAGUUCUUUUUUACCGAGGAAUGCUAGACCACAUUGGCAGAAGCCUGAUGGAGCUCCAGCUGGAAGAAAACCCCUGGAACUGUACAUGUGAAAUUGUGCAACUGAAGAGUUGGCUAGAACGCAUUCCUUACACUGCCCUGGUGGGAGACAUCACUUGCGAGACUCCUUUCCAUUUCCAUGGAAAGGACCUUCGAGAAAUCAGGAAGACAGAACUCUGUCCCUUGUUGUCUGACUCUGAGGUGGAGGCUAGUUUGGGGAUUCCCCACUUAUCAUCUGGCAAGGAGAAUGCAUGGCCAACUAAGCCUUCCUCGAUGCUGUCCUCUGUACAUUUUACUGCUUCUUCUGUUGAAUACAAGUCCUCAAAUAAACAGCCCAAGCCCACCAAACAGCCUCGAACACCAAGGCCACCCUCUACAUCCCAAGCUUUAUACCCUGGUCCAAACCAACCUCCCAUUGCUCCUUACCAGACAAGACCACCUAUCCCCAUUAUAUGCCCUACUGGGUGUACCUGUAAUUUGCACAUCAAUGACCUUGGCCUGACUGUCAAUUGCAAAGAGCGAGGAUUUAAUAACAUCUCUGAACUUCUUCCAAGGCCACUGAAUGCCAAGAAACUGUACCUGAGUAGCAAUUUGAUUCAGAAAAUAUACCGUUCUGAUUUUUGGAAUUUCUCUUCCUUGGAUCUCUUACAUCUGGGAAACAAUCGUAUUUCUUAUGUCCAGGAUGGGGCCUUCAUCAACUUACCCAACCUAAAGAGCCUCUUUCUCAAUGGCAACGACAUCGAGAAGCUGACGCCAGGCAUGUUCCGAGGCCUACAGAGUCUGCACUACUUGUAUUUCGAGUUCAAUGUCAUCCGAGAAAUCCAGCCUGCAGCCUUCAGCCUCAUGCCCAACUUGAAGCUGCUAUUCCUCAACAAUAACUUGCUGAGGACCCUGCCAACAGAUGCCUUUGCAGGCACGUCCCUGGCUCGGCUCAACCUGAGGAAGAAUUACUUCCUCUACCUUCCUGUGGCUGGUGUCCUAGAACACUUGAAUGCCAUCGUCCAGAUAGACCUCAAUGAGAAUCCUUGGGACUGUACCUGUGACCUGGUUCCCUUCAAACAGUGGAUCGAAACCAUCAGCUCAGUCAGUGUGGUGGGUGAUGUGCUAUGCAGGAGCCCUGAGAACCUCACUCACCGUGAUGUACGCACUAUUGAGCUAGAAGUUCUCUGCCCAGAGAUGCUACACAUUGCACCAGCUGGAGCAUCUCCAGCUCAGCCUAGAGAUUCUCACCUUGCUGAGGGGCCAACAAGUGAAUCACCUUAUGAGUUCUCUUCCCCUGGGGGCCCUGUGCCACUUUCUGUGUUGAUUCUCAGCCUGCUGGUUCUAUUUUUUUCAGCAGUCUUUGUUGCUGCAGGCCUCUUUGCCUAUGUCCUCCGAAGGCGCCGGAAGAAGCUGCCCUUCAGAAGCAAGCGGCAAGAAGGUGUGGACCUUACUGGCAUCCAGAUGCAAUGCCACCGGCUUUUUGAUGACGGUGGAGGUGGUGGAGGUGGAAGUGGAGGUGCGGGACGACCAACUAUUUCUUCUCCAGAAAAGGCCCCUCCUGUGGGUCAUGUAUAUGAGUAUAUCCCUCACCCUGUUACUCAGAUGUGCAACAACCCCAUCUACAAGCCUCGUGAGGAGGAGGAGGUGGCUGUUUCAUCAGUUCAGGAGGUGGGGAGUGCAGAAUGCGGGGCUCCUGGAACACAACCCCAUGGAAUGGGGGAGGUUCUCCUAGGAAGUGAGCAGUUUGCUGAGACACCCAAGGAGAACCAUAGCAACUACCGGACCUUGCUAGAAAAAGAAAAGGAGUGGGCCCUGGCAGUGUCCAGUUCUCAGCUCAAUACCAUAGUGACCAUGAAUCAUCAUCACCCUCACCCUCACCACCCAGCAGUUGGGGUUUCAGGGGUAGUUGCGGGAACUGGGGGAGACUUGGCUGGGUUCCGCCACCAUGAGAAGAAUGGUGGGGUGGUGCUGUUUCCUCCUGGGGGAGGCUGUGGUGGUAGCAGUAUGCUACUAGACCGAGAGAGGCCACAACCAGCCCCCUGCACAGUGGGAUUUGUGGACUGUCUCUAUGGCACAGUGCCCAAAUUAAAGGAACUGCAUGUCCACCCUCCUGGCAUGCAAUACCCAGACUUACAGCAGGAUGCCAGGCUUAAAGAAACCCUUCUCUUCUCAGCUGGAAAGGGCUUCACAGACCACCAAACCCAAAAAAGUGAUUACCUCGAGUUAAGGGCCAAACUUCAAACCAAGCCGGAUUACCUCGAAGUCCUGGAGAAGACAACAUAUAGGUUCUAACAGAAAAAGAAAAAUAAAUUAGUGCUUUUUUUCAAAAGAAAAGAAAAAUAAAAGAAAUAUAUCCCCUGCUCCCUUUACAAGUGUCCCAACAACUCCAUUCUCACAAACUUCCCUACCCUGAACAGAACUGAAACCGCAUGAUAACUAGAAAAUACAGAUGUAUGCUCUCCCCACUCAGAUGUGAUUUGGAGGAAGGGCCAUACUCAGAUCAUUAAUCAAUGAAGUGCCUUCGCAGACUUUUGCCAGCAAAUGUUACCAUUAUUUUUUUAUACUGAAACUUGAGACUUUGACUGUGCCAUGUAUAAGGUAUAUAUUGGGGAUCGUUGUAUUGAUCCUAAUUAAGUAAAAUUCAAUGUGUCUUUUUAUUUUCAGUAACUUUUUUUUUUAGUUAUAGUUUUUUUUGACAGGGAGGGGGGAAAACAAAUUGUCAUUUGUGGCUUUCUUUCCUCUUCCCACCAUGGCACAGAUUCUGUACAUGUAUUAACAAUGCAGUUUGCUGCAUGCCUGGAAACUGCAAGACGGGGAGGGAGGGGGUGGGUCUUGCUGGAAUGUUCUCACCCACUCGUUUUUCUCUCAUACAUAUACCCACACACAAAUCACAAAUCCCUAUACACAGUUAGGUCCCUACACCUGCAGCUUCUUCCUUCUGGUGCAGGUGUAUAUGCGCAUGCGUGCGUACACACACACACACACACACACACACACACACACACACACACCCCAUUCAUUUAACCCAAUCUAAUUAGUUCGGGUUUGAUCUGUUCUUCUCUCCUCUCCAUAGCUCCACCUUCCCUUCACCCCUAGUGUACAGAUCACAACAUCUCUCCUACCAUCCUGGGAAAAGUCAUCUCCCAGGAUGGGUCUUACUGAAGUGGAAGCCUGGUGGUUUAACAGCCAGAGGCACACACCUAGGGAUGAGCAACUUCUUUAUGAUAUUUCAUCCUGAUGCCAAGAUUUUUUGGAGAACACCUGCACUUUCUUAUUAUAAAUAUAUAUAUAAUACAAAAAUCAUAAAAAAGCAACUGGGUAUAUAUCACUAACAGCUUUGUAGGAAGCACUUUUAAUGUUUUCUCUCUCACACACAAAGAUUAAAAAGAAAUGUGCAUAUAUUUAUUCUGUAAUUUCAGUGAUUAUAAAUUGUAAAGGUAAUGUUUAAUCAUUGUAUAGUGAUUAUGCGUCUGGUAUAGCUUUCCUAAUAAAAAGUUUUUGAAAAACAUAAUACAUUAUAUAUAGAGGAUACAAAGCUUGAACCUUAAACUCCAGCUAUGCCAUGCCUUUCGUGCUCCCAUUUUUUUAAGAAAAAUCUUUCUUUUUACUUCUUAUACAGAAAGCUAGUUUAUUAACAAGUUUGAUGCACUGUGAUGUUGAUAAAUCUUAUAACCCACCAUGCCCAUCCCAUACCAGGAUACAAUACAAUUGGGACAUAAAAAUAUCUGAUUUAUAUAGUUCACUUCUUUCUCUUGAAUUAUGAAUUUUAAACUUAUUACCCCAAUGAUGCAUCAUUUUUCCUAGGCAGUUUGCAAUUGGGAGAAAAUGAAAUAACUAUAUUGCUAAGAAUACAAGAUUAAUUAGGAAGAGAUGAUCAAGGAUCCAUGAAUCUUACUAAAGUUAAAGACAUGAAGGAAAAGGAAAGUGAAAUUGCUAUUCUUUUUUAAAAUGUACACUAAAAUUACCUAGAUACACACACACACACAAUACAAACCAAUCAAAAUAUAAGGCCUUGGAGCUAAUUUUACUGUCAGAAUUGUGUUAUCUGUGAAAGCUGUCACUAUUACAUUUUAGUGCUUGUUUUUUCCAACCACUUACUGCAUGAAACAUGCUUGAACCAAGAUAGGAGGCUGAGUUUUUCUUUCUGUGUACACUACUUGAUGUUGCAAAAUUAAUCUGACAAUAAUUCAAGUUAUGAUCCAUUUAUAUGUGAGUGAAACCAAAGAAAAUUGGAUUUUUAAGGUGCCGGUAACUUGUUUGUGGAGGAAACUAACCUGAUGCAAAGAAACCUGAGAGCUUUGAGGCAGGCACUUAUCUCAUCAGGCCAGCAGAGGACAGCAGAGCUCCAGAGAUUCACAGACCCUAUAGCUGCAGAAUUGUGCAGUGAAGUCAGUGUUCUCUGCAAGUGUUUCCUCAAGCUGCCCUUAGUAGAAAUUAUCAUUAUGUGUUGAAUGUAAUUCGCUAUAAGUCACUGAUGCCUUACAUCACAUUUUUUUCCAUAAAAAAGGAGACUAGCAGCUUCUAAAGCUGUGUGACUGAUAUAAAAUGAAAGCAUUGUACUUGAAAAGAAAAAGAAAACCCUAGAAAUGUCUAGAAUAACAUAUUUAUAUAUCUCUUGAUUAAUUACAAAUGGAUAACAACAUACAUAUGCAUAAAAUAAAAAAAACAAGUAUAUCAAUAUAAAACGCAAUUUUUCAGGGCUACCUUGCAUUUGCUACCUUGUACCUAAAACUUUUGUCCUCCAUUAUAUGAAGUGUUUUUGGAAUUAGUUCAGAUAAGAAAAAGCCCAUGGACAUGAUUCACUAUUUCUCUACAUACAAUAUUGAAAUGCAGUUCUUCCUAUGCAAGAAGAUCAGAUCCAUUAUUAAAUGGGUGUCACUCUUCUUUUUUGUUUCUAUUUACUUUCCCAUAAGUCACUUUAUCAUAGCUAUCUCACUUUCCUUGUUCUUUCUAAUCAUCUCUCCUUUCUUCACCUAAAAUCUUUUUUAAGGCAUCAAAAGUCAGUAUUAACCUUUGUGUUUUAGUAUCUGAUUUAUGAAGUCCUUUUAAAACUAGUUAUCAUCUCCACAUUCCUCUUAAUCAAAUAUUUUGAUGAAUAGUAGAAAGUAUGUGUAUAAUAAAAGUUCAUGUGCAAAGCUACAAUAUAUACUUCUAACAGUUAUCAUCAUUUCCUUAAUAACCGUGUACACCUUCAUAACAGGGCAUAUUAUACAAAUCAGGUUAAAGUACAAUCCCUAACAAUGCCAGAGCUUACAACAUUUGAAAAAUGAGUGUCCAUAAAUCAUAUCAAAUUACAAUAUAACUUGAUAAUUAUCAUGUUUAUAUUUUAUUUAUUGUUUACUUUACACAUAGAUAGUAAUUUUACCCUUGAAUUAGGAAUAAGUUUAUUUAGUGAAAAUAAAUUUAUACAAGGAUGGAAUUUUCUAUCAAUGGAGAUAAUUUUUUGCUUCCAUGGAGAUUUCUAACCCCUUAGCUAGGCCACUUAUUUUAGCUUUGCAUUAGAAAUGCUACGUUAGCUUUAGUUUAUAAUACCAUAUAUGUUUUCUUAAAGUACCAAUUAAUAUAGACUCUAUGAUUAGUAUUUGUUCUAUUUUUUGUUGCAGUAAAAUGAUUAUUUAAAAAAAGAUAGAUUACUAAUUCACUUCAUAGUGAUGGUCACUUAGACUGAAGCGGACCCAGAUCUGAUUAUAUUUCCUAUUAUUCCUUGCUAUUUUAUUACAAUUUAAAAUAAUAAUAUUUGAAACUAAUGAAAUGUAUUGUAAUGUCACGUUAUGAGAUGUUGAGUGGAAAAUAAUUAAAAGUGAAAUAUUAGCUUGAUUCAGUACUAAUUUUAACAUAUUUUUCUUAUACAGUAUUAUGUGAAUGCUUUUAUGUUUUUAUUUAAAAAGCUAUAUUAUUUUAUCUAAUUGAAAAAUACUAAGAAAUAUAAGGAUGAAGACCACCAUAUUUUAAAUAAAAAGUUUAGAGAGACCAAAAGGGAAGUUUAAUUAUUGAGCUUGAAAAGGUUUUUUUAAAACUAGGAAUAUUAACUUUAAAUCCUUGCUAUCUGCAAAGAAUAUUUGUGUGAAUUAUGAAGAUUGAUAAUGUAGCUACAGAACAUAAGACUGAUUUAACCACAGCAACACAUUAUUUUGAUUAAUUUAGUAUAAAUUCAUUGUUCAUACAAUCCUAGCCUUUUGCAAUUAUGUUGUCUAGGCCAAAAAAUGUUGCAUUUUCAUAAAAUGACUAUGACAAAGGAAUCAUUAACAAAAUGCUUCACAAAUUGCAAAACAUAUGACUAUAAAGAGUCAAGAUAAUACUAGAGAAAAUGGUAUUAAAAAGAUUUCAUCUUGAUUUGAGCUAGUUUAAUUUGAGCUUAGACACUGAUAACUUAUUAUACUUAGCUCAAAAUUCUCAACUGUGAAAAAUCAGAACAUAAAUAUCUCAAAUUUCACCAUAGAAGUAUUCUGUUUAAUAAAUAUAUUAUAGGCCUUUUAAAAGUAACAGGAGCAAUAACACAUGUGUAAUUGAGCAAUCAUGUGUGUGUGUAUAUAUAGAUAUAAUACUAUUAUAUGUGUAUAUACACUGUAUAUACAUGUAUAUAGUUUAUAUAUGCUGAAUUAUACUUACAUGUCAAUUAUGGAUUUUUUUCCUUUCAUGUAUAAUUUCAGUUUUAUGCAUUUCUCUUCCUUGCUUCUGUCUAGCUGCUGUCCAAGUGAAGCUGGACGAAGUUAUGAGUCUUCACUUUGGGAAUAUCACAUGUAAAAUGUAACUCUGUAAUUAAUAUUUCUGAAUUUAAAAGCUUUUUAUCUUCCAAUUUGUUUCAUUUUAUUAUUUAAGUCAUAGGAGACAAAUCUCAAACUGUGAUUUAAGUUAAGUCCUCACAGUAAAGACACUAACCUUUUAUAAAUAUGCAAAAUAAGUCAAAUGAAAAACAAGUGCUCCUUUUUCAUUUUUUAUUUCUAGAAUAAAUUUUACAGGUGAAAACAAUUUCAGUAGCUUUAUUAAUUUAAUAAGACCUUUGUAAUUUAUCUAGGCAUGUAGAAAAAGUGAAAUCUUGACAGUAAAUAUAAGAGAAGUGAAAGACCUAUUUAAGACAUUCAUCAUCCUACUUCUUUUAAAUAUCCUUCAUUUAAAAUGUAUAACACUAGUAAUAAUGAUAAGAAACAGAAAUGAUCAUUUUUCGUAAGAUUUUACAAAAUCUGAAUUGAAAGGGAAGAUUUUCCAUAGCAAGAAGGCAGGUGUACACCAGGGACUGCUAGUUGUAAAGAGGUAAUAGUUUGACUAGCUCAUUUAAUUCUGAUAUUUGCUCCUGAAAAUAAUAUACAUAUUUUCAAGAAUAUGUAUUAUUGCUUUCUAUUGCCUUGAUUAGAUGAUUUCACAUCAUUUAAAAAUUUUAAUAGAAAAUAAUACAUAUGGUGAACCUCAAAGAUAUAUAGCCAGUAAAGCAUUAUAAUAAAUUUAUGGUUGACUCAAAUCCUCUAAUAUCUUUAAACAUUACAACACAGGUGAACACUAGUAAAAAGCAGGCUUUCCUCAUUAACACCCAAUGACAAAAAGGCCCAGCAUACCUAAUUAAACGUUUUUUUAGUGUAUCAGUUCAUUCACUUGUUAAUAAGAUGAACAGUUCAGUGAAUUGAUAGUUUACAGUGGACUUAACUGUAUCAAAAACAAGCAAGUUUCAUCAAAAUGAAUAUGCUAGUGACCAGUAAAAACAAAACUUAAUACUUUAUUUUAAAUCGAUUCUAAUAAUUAGCGGGCUAUUCUCUUGAUGAAGAAAAGAAAACACAUUGCCAAUAAUAUAUUAUAUGGGAAUACAGGGCAUUUGUGUUUUGACACAUCUUACUAGAAACUUCUAGGUUUACAGAGCUUCUUUGAAGGAUGGAAGACUACAUAAUGAUUUCUGGUAGAAUUAAAACAAGGGCAUAAAUUGCCUAGCCUGGGGAGUGACACAGUUAGCUUUUCAAAAAAGAUGCUGCAACAAAAAUGUCUCAUUUGAUUAUUCGGAGGAAUGAAAAGUUUUCUUCUCCCUCCUGGUCUUAUUCCUUUCACUAUUUCUGAUAGUCCUACUUUUCUGCCUCUGCUUCUGAAUCAGUACCAAGAUAUGACCAAAGACACUUUCAUUGAGCUCAAAUUAGGUGCCAAGGCAAGUUCAGGGAAUGAAGUCUCUGUAUCCAAUGACAAAAUGCCCAAUUCACUUAUCUUGUACCUAAAGCUGAGAAAAUAAUUCAACAUAUCCCACUUCACUGUGAAAUCAUUUAUAAGUCCAGUGAAAAAAGUCAGAACCUAUAAUAAUAAAAUUAAAAGUACUUCUGGAGAUCCAGAGAGAAUCAGCAAAUGCUUUAAAAAUAUGGUACCUAUCUUUAAAAUCUCAAAGCCGUGUUUUUCCUCCUCUGAAAUACCCUUUGUCCUUGCUGUGGCAUCCAAAAUAUUGGUUUAAUCAAAAUUAAAAUACAUAUGUAAAACAUCCAUAUUAAGACCACCUCCUCCUUCCCAAGUCCACACAUUUUCAGUAGUUUUUCCUUAUUUACAGUGUAAACUUUCUGACUACUAAGCUGUUACUGCACUUAGAAUUCUAAGGUUUUUUUCCCACAGAAUUGUGGGAAACAAUUUAUCUUAAAAUGUCUCUCUUUUUUAUUUUUUGUAGUCUGUGGUAACUAAUUUUAUAAUAAAAAAAUAAGUCUGUCAAUAUGUAAACCAUUAACCAUACUGUAAUUUUGAAGGAAAAAAAAAUCUAUCAAACUAGACAAUUUUAUAUUAUUAAAUUGAGUUGGGAUUUUUUUUUUUUCCUACUUGUGCCCUUCUUUACCACAUUUGGAAUCAAAAGUGAAAUUUAAUUAACAGUUUAUUACAUCCUUUAUUUCUCUAGCUGUCAAUAAAAGGGAGGUGGGCACAGAAAAUGUUAACAGGUAUAAAUAAUCUGUCUGUCAAAUAACUAGGCUCGUGAAUCUCUCAUUUUUCCUUUAGUAAACAUUCCUCAACAAGAAGGACAAUGAACAGAGAAAGGGAAAAAAAAUGAAAAUGCUUUCCCUUUUGAAGACCAAUUGACAAGGCUUAAUGGAUAAAGUAUGAACUAGACUUUCAUAUUAAACUUCUGGUAUUCUAUCUGUGGAAGAGAUUAAAAUCCAUGGUAGUUUCACUAUUUACUUUGAUAUGAUUUCAAGCCACUUCAAUUUCUAUCUAUUAAAAUAGUCAUUGGACAUAAAAUCAAAUCUUAACAGUAACUAAACCAACCACAAUUAAAAGUAAAUUUUAAUGCAAAAGAAAUCACAAGACUAAACUAAAGUAACAAUGCAACUAAGACAUUUAGCUUAAUUCAUGGUAGAGAUGUGUAAAAUGAAAUAAAAGUCCUCUUUUUUUUCUUUUUUUUUAAUUAGUACUUUUCUUAUACAAAUAACAAUUCAUUAUGCCAGAUUUAAUUUGGGGGCCAUGUUAACUUAGCUUUUUCUGAAUCCUACAUCAACAUUUAUUUAAGGAACACAACCCAGUUAUUAUUUAUUUAAGAAAUCUUAUUUAUUUAAAAACUUACUGUAAUUUGUCAUGAAAUAUAUGUGACUAUUCCACAACCAAAUAUAUGUAGUUUAAAACAUUUUUCAUUUGCUGUAAUACUGUUCUUUCCUAUUGGUAUUUAUGAUUUGAAUUUUAUCAGUAUAAAUGACAUUGAAAUUGCUCCUUAAUUUGAAUCAUAUACUCUUCUCUCUUUAUAAAUGUAGAUAAGUGAUAGCUGAACAUUGCUCAAAUGAAUUCUGAAUAUAUAUUUAUUCUGUAUAUAUAAAUAUAUACACAUAUAUAUCAAUUUUAUUAACUAACAACUUUAUCAAAUAAGUUUGCAUAAUGCAUCACUGCAUAGAUGAAAUUUUUAAAAAUUUAAACUUACGGUUCAAAAAGGGAUAAGACAUAGUGUGGAAAUGCUGAAUACAUAAAAUCCAGCUUCCAAUGUUUUAUUUGUUAAGUGAACCAGGCUUGAAUUUGACAAUAAAUCAACUCUCUUCUCAUAUUAAUUCAAACAUGACUUCCAGUUUUGAAAUGAAACAUUCACUACUCCCAUUUCAAAAAAAUAAGGUACAAUUUCCAUAAGUUAUUGCAUACUAAACAAGGGCAGGAAGAGAUAUCAAUUCUGGGGAACUUCAUUGCAUAGCUCACUUUUAUUUCCACUGUAAGUGGAAUCACAGAAUGAUAAAAAAAAAAAUCACACACACACACAUAUGACAAACAGAAAAUGAAGAGAGAGAGAAGACAGUGUGUAAUCGUUUGGAAAAAGCUCCUGAGGUAAUUCUGUUAUGUUCACUCAUCAACCCCCACUUUGAGAACUACUGUUCUCAGCAAGUUUCAUCCAGGCAAAUUCUUUAUCUUUCAGUAUAUGUACUUUGCUAAUUUCCAUGUUUGUACAAAUCACUGUGGUUAUUCUUUUAUUUUGUGAGAAUACACAUCUCUCAUGGGCCUCAAAACUGUUUCAAAUUUUCUUUACCAGUAGGCUUUUACUGAUACAGUAAACUAAAUUUUGAUAUUCUCUCAAAUAGGUGCACAAACUAUUUACUCUAUGAUGACUUAAGACAAAAUAAUGUUGGAAUAUUUCACCCUAAGUGUUCUUCAGUCACUUUGCCUGUCUGUGCCAAGAAUUCUGGCUUUUCAAUUAUAUUGUAAGCACUUGAGAAUACAGACUGUCUUCAAGGUCUUCUUUAGUCCAGAGUCUAGGGCCAUAUUUUGCACAGCUAUGGAAAAUACAUUCUGAUCAAACUUCUGAGUUUCAUGGAUCCUAUCUUGUUUCUAGAAUAGCCACAAUACUACCUUUCUUCCCAUUAUUUCUAACAUACAACCUUAAUAACAAUGAACCAUAUGUAAGUAUCUGUUGACUAAAUGAAUGAACAGAGUUGCUCAGUGGGUUGAGGAUCUGGUGUUGCCAUGAGCUGUGGUGUAGGUUGCAGACGUGGCUCAGAUCCCACGUUGCUGUGGCUAU